AUGGAGAAGUAUGCACAGAUAUUCCGGUUGUUUGGAAACACAAUAAUAGUGGGGGAAACAGCUAAUCCAGCGCGUCCACCAUUGCUGCCACCCGAACUCAUGAAUGCCAUUCACUCAGCUGGUGGCCCCAAACCAAUGUUGUUGAUAAAGAAGAAUCUUGGAGCAUCCGAUGUCAACAAGGAUCUAAACCGACUUUCUGUUCCAAAAACCAUAGCCUUGAUGGAUUUCUUGACGGACAAAGAAAAAGGGAGUAUAGAGAAUGACGGAGGAAGGCAUGAUGUUACGGUUAUUGAUCCAAGGGGUUGUCACUUUGUCAUGGUUUUCAGCAGGUGGCAAAUCUUUCUUUUGGUCAGUAAGCAAUUGCAAACUUUUAAAAAUCUCAUUCUUACAAAACAUUGGAUAAAAUUGGUAGUCGAAAAUAAGCUUAAGAAAGAAUUAGCAGAGUAUUUCAGAUAUAAGAAAUUAUGGGGCUUUCGAGUUAAUGGCAAACUUUUUUUUGCUCUAAAUGUCGAGGGAUCAAGCAGCGAUGACAAUGGCGCAAGUAGCAGCAGCACCCUGUCCCUUGUAUUAUCUUUGUGGAUUUCAUUUGCUUGCAGCAUAUAA
This is a messenger RNA of Ilex paraguariensis (yerba mate), 603 nucleotides long. The record is from the annotation of a GenBank genome assembly. NCBI's taxonomy places the organism in Eukaryota, Viridiplantae, Streptophyta, Magnoliopsida, Aquifoliales, Aquifoliaceae.